AUGGUCAACAUUGUUUACUUCUUCACGCUGUCUCUUUCUCUCAACUCAAGUUUCGCCGACACAAACAUCCAAGAGUGCAACUUCCUGCUUCGCUACUUCUAUGAGUCUCUUCGUUGUACACCUGCCGCUUCCACCUCAACCUACAACACCUGCCGCUUCCACCUCAACCUACAACACCUGCCGCUUCCACCUCAACCUACGACACCUGCCGCUUCCACCUCAACCUACGACACCUGCCGCUUCCACCUCAACCUACAACACCUGCCGCUUCCACCUCAACCUACAACACCUGCCGCUUCCACCUCAACCUACAACACCUGCCGCUUCCACCUCAACCUACAACACCUGCCGCUUCCACCUCAACCUACAACACUUGCCGCUUCCACCUCAACCUACAACACCUGCCGUUUCCCCUACACCUGCCGCUUCCACCUCAACCUACGACACCCACCAACCUACAACACCUGCCGCUUCACCUCCACCUCAACCUUCCACAACAUGCUGCUUCGCUUCCCCUACAACACAUGCCGCUUCCACCUCAACCCGCUUCCACCUCACAACACCUGCCGCUUCCACCUCAACCUACAUCACCUGCCGCUUCCACCUCAACCUACGACACCUGCCGCUUCCACCUCAACCUACGACACCUGCCGCUUCCACCUCAACCUACGACACCUGCCGCUUCCACCUCAACCUACAACACAUGCCGCUUCCACCUCAACCUACAACACUACACCACGCACAUUCACAAAGCAUUAUCCAAGUCACUGCCUUGGUAUAUUUUAA
Messenger RNA from Haliotis rubra (blacklip abalone), 786 nucleotides. Its product is annotated as putative proline-rich protein 21. The coding region runs from base 1 to 786 and encodes 261 amino acids. The record is from RefSeq and is a predicted model, not a curated record. The transcript is spliced from 3 exons. NCBI's taxonomy places the organism in Eukaryota, Metazoa, Mollusca, Gastropoda, Lepetellida, Haliotidae.